AUGGAUUCUAAUACUUCUUAAAAUAUGAUGUUAAAUAUGAGAGAAUAAUUUAGAUAAGAAAUAAGGAAAAAAGAUUAAGAAUCCUUUUUUUAAAGGAAAAGAUUGUAAUUCUAAUUAUCUUCUAAAUUACCUGAUAUAUAGUUUGAUUAAUUAAUUCCUCAAUUAAAAGAAUGUUUAUAAUAAAAGAAUGUAGUUCAAUUAGGAUUGAUUCAUUAAGUGAUAUUUAAACAAAUAAAUGAUAAUUAGUAAAAUGAAGUUUAUUUUAUAAAUAAUCACUACUUGGAGCUCUGCAUAUAAUCUAUAUAAUUAGGUUAAUUAGUAUGUUAUCAAGUAUUAACAAAUUUAUGUUUAAAUUCAUCAUUUCCAAACAAUCCUAUUAGUUAGACAUUAAUUAAAUAAGCAAUGAAUUUAAUUAUUCAAGCAAACUUAGAGUUCGAAAAUGUAUUUUAUAGUAAUAUAAUAGAAAGUAUAAAAUAGAUCAAAUAUCUAAUAAAAUAGUGAUUACUCUUUAAAUUAAGUUCUAGAAAUUGAGUAGAAAAGUAAAUUUAUGGAAAAUCUUGAAAAUUCAUACAAGUUCAUAUUCUUUUUUCUUGGAAACAUGAUAUCAUAAUAUAGAUUGUCAUUUAUGAAUUUGCUUCCUAAUUUAUUACAAUUUGUUUAAAUAGCAGAAGGAUAAUUGUUAACAAGUAUAAUAUUUUUGUUGAAUUCUCUAAUUGAACAUUAAUAAAUUGAUUCAAAUUAAAAAUUUAUUGGUCUUAAGAUUGUUGUUUAGGCUUUAAAAAAAGAGUAAUGUGAAGAAUAUUUAAUGCCAUUAGGUCGAUUAUAUGAUUCUUAAUUUGAUGAGUUAUUAUUAGAAUCAAAUGUUUUUGAAACAAUAAUCAAUCAUGAAUGUACAAUGAUGGAUAAAUGUUUAGUUAUAAUAAAGUAGUUCACUUUAUCAGAUACAUUAGUAGUUGCACAUGUAUAAGUUUUAAUUAAUAUUAGAAAUUAUUAGAUUUAAAAAUAUUAGAUAAAUUAUAAUAGAAUUUAAGUAAUAAAUCAUAAAGCAUAAGAAAAGAAAGUUAUUUAAUUUUAACAAAUUUAAGUUAUAAUGAUAAUAAUGCUGCAAUAAAGAUAAUUACUCAUCCAAUACUUUUCAAGAUUAUUGAAAAUAUUAUAGCUUCACCAAAUGAAAAGAGUUAUUGUAUGAGUAUAAUUUUGAAUUUACAAGCAACAGGAGAUGAAAUAGUAUCAAAAAAGUUAUUAGAUUUAGGAUUUGUUUAAAUAAUUUGUAGUUUAUUAGAUGUUAAUGAAAUUGGAUUAAUAAAAUAGUUCUUAGAUUCAAUAUUAAGAUUAUUAAAUUCUUAAAAUAUAAAGGAAUAAUUGAGAUAAUAAAAUUUGAAAUUAAAAUUAGACAAGAUAUUAUAAGAAUUUAAUGAUAAUAUGAUUUAAGAAUUACAUGAAAAGAUUCUUUAAUUAUUGUGA
Paramecium primaurelia is the source of this 1464-nucleotide messenger RNA. The record is from the annotation of a GenBank genome assembly. Lineage: Eukaryota; Ciliophora; Oligohymenophorea; Peniculida; Parameciidae.